UUCGUGGAGAAGGGGAGAUAAACACCAAAUUCAUGUACGUUAUUUCUUUGCAGUUAACGCUGAGCGUUCAAUUAUUGUGCAAAUGCUUAAUGUUCGUCUCUUUUUUUCUGUGUUUUAAACCGGGUUUACAAUUGAAAGAUCUUAAAACUGUUAAGUACCUGUAUAACCAUAUCAUUAACAUGACGGAUCGCUGUUUGAUUUACAAGCAUGUAUCUUCGAACUGAGACAAAUAACAUUGGCACUCAGACAAAUAACAUUGACACUCAGACAAAUAACAUUGACACUCAGCCAAAUAACAUUGACACUCAGCCAAAUAACAUUGACACUCAGCCAAAUAACAUUGACACUCAGCCAAAUAACAUUGACACUCAGCCAAAUAACAUUGACACUCAGCCAAAUAACAUUGACACUCAGCCAAAUAACAUUGACACUCAGCCAAAUAACAUUGGCACUCAGCAAAAUAACAUUGACACUCAGCCAAAUAACAUUGACACUCAGACAAAUAACAUUGACACUCAGACAAAUAACAUUGACACUCAGCUAAAUAACAUUGACACUCAGCCAAAUAACAUUGACACUCAGCCAAAUAACAUUGACACUCAGACAAAUAACAUUGACACUCAGCCAAAUAACAUUGACACUCAGACAAAUAACAUUGACACUCAGCCAAAUAACAUUGACACUCAGCAAAAUAACAUUGACACUCAGACAAAUAACAUUGACACUCAGCCAAAUAACAUUGACACUCAGCCAAAUAACAUUGACACUCAGCCAAAUAACAUUGACACUCAGACAAAUAACAUUGACACUCAGACAAAUAACAUUGACACUCAGACAAAUAACGUUGACACUCAGACAAAUAACAUUGACACUCAGCCAAAUAACAUUGACACUCAGACAAAUAACAUUGACACUCAGACAAAUAACAUUGACACUCAGCCAAAUAACAUUGACACUCAGCCAAAUAACAUUGACACUCAGCAAAAUAACAUUGACACUCAGACAAAUAACAUUGACACUCAGCCAAAUAACAUUGACACUCAGCCAAAUAACAUUGACACUCAGCACAAUAACAUUGACACUCAGCCAAAUAACAUUGACACUCAGACAAAUAACAUUGACACUCAGCCAAAUAACAUUGACACUCAGCCAAAUAACAUUGACACUCAGCCAAAUAACAUUGACCGUUAUUAG
Molecule: messenger RNA, 1194 nt
Organism: Dreissena polymorpha
Lineage: Eukaryota; Metazoa; Mollusca; Bivalvia; Myida; Dreissenidae
Product: glycosyltransferase-like protein gnt13
Exons: 1
Coding region: 208-1194 (328 amino acids)
Source: RefSeq, a predicted model, not a curated record